Tribolium madens (black flour beetle) is the source of this 548-nucleotide messenger RNA. RefSeq names its product 10 kDa chaperonin-like. NCBI's taxonomy places the organism in Eukaryota, Metazoa, Arthropoda, Insecta, Coleoptera, Tenebrionidae. The record is from RefSeq and is a predicted model, not a curated record. Bases 8 to 307 code for a protein of 99 amino acids. Gene Ontology annotation, molecular function: ATP binding; protein folding chaperone; metal ion binding. The transcript has a single exon. Gene Ontology annotation, cellular component: mitochondrial matrix.
UAAUAAAAUGUCAAAACACGUAGUGCCUCUUUUAAACCGCAUUUUAAUUAAAAAAGUCAACCCCGCGGCCAAGACCAAAGGCGGUGUUGUGAUUCCGGAAGGAUGGAGGAAGAAAGUUUCGAAAGGUAAAGUCGUCGCCGUGGGUCCGGGUAUCAUCAAUACCCAAGGCAAGUGUGUGCCUUGCUGUCUUAAAGUCGGUGAUGUUGUUUUACUUCCGGAUUAUGGAGGAACGAAGGUUCAAUAUGACGAGAAGCAAGAGUAUUACCUCUACAGGGAGAAUGACAUUUUGGCGAAAAUAAAUGAGUAGGAACGCGGCGCGCUAGCAAUGUUAUAAAUAACGCAAUUUGACUCAUUACCCACCCUAUUUAACCUUUCUGACUGAGUUAAUAAAAAUAAUUAAUCGCUUCACUCUGAAUUCGCCGUCGUAUACAUUUAUUAUUCCGUGAUUGGUGACAUUACUCAUCACAGGUUGUGUUAAUGGACGAUUUUUCAUCUGUGAUGCAGUGAAUACGUUUUUGUGUGUUUUAAAUCGAAGAAUAAACAUUCAA